Messenger RNA from Cinara cedri, 5702 nucleotides. Lineage: Eukaryota; Metazoa; Arthropoda; Insecta; Hemiptera; Aphididae. The record is from the annotation of a GenBank genome assembly.
CCACAAUAUUAUCGACCAUCGUUGAAUGCUGAUCAUACAUUUCUCAACCCUAGCGCCAGCCUUUUGUAGUUGUACGAACAUUUUCCAAAGGCGCGUUCCGUUUGGAUGAAAUUCCAUUAAAUAGGUACCGAGAAGCAUUUGAACAAUAUUUUUCUGAAUAUCAAAAUAACCCGUUUAACAGACUGCUAAAUGUAAACAAUUGUUAAGUAUAUUACAUAAACGACAUUUUAAAAAUGUUCCAUAUACCUAUGUAGAUUUUGACAAUUUGAAAUGGACGAGCACAUCUACGAUUCAAAUUUCACCGAAGAAAUCAGCAAUAAAAUGCAAGUACCAAAAAGCAUUAGAGUGAAUGGCGACGUUUCCGAUUUUCGACCCACAAGUUUCUAUGCUGAUGAUAGCACUCGUUUUGGUGACAAUUUCGAUAUGCGUGUUCCAGAAAAAAUUAUUCUAAUGGGUAAAUUAUAUGUGUACUGUAACGUUAUUUCUCGUCUAAUCGUUUUCAUUGUUAUUAUUAUUAUUUUUUUUAAUUUUAACAAUUAUUGAGUUGCUUAGUAGCUGUUAUAUUUUAUAUUUUGUCAUUAUUCGUAUAAAGUAUGUCCCACCGUGUUCAACGGAUUUUUCUAGUGCUGUUAAUAUUCAAUUUUUUCAAUUUUUUUUCAUUCGGUUUGUCUUUAAGAGGGACAUCGGUUUUGGAGAAAAAUUAAAUUUUUAUUUUCAUCCUCUACACACAAAAAAAAUAUAUAUAUUUAUUUAUUCACUUUAGAAAAUUUUCAAAAUAGCCAACUCGAAAAAAAUUAUUUUUCAUAUAUUCAUAUAUGAUGAAUAGUUUCUUAAUUAUAGCCAUUUUAAUUUCUAGAAAAUAGACGUAGAAACAACUAAUAUUCAAUAUAAGGUAAAGAAUUACCGUGCUGAUCGUAAUUUCUUUUUCGCAUAACUUGUUAUUUUAUUGAAUAUUAAUUGAUUUCAUGACUAAUUUAAAUGACUAUAACUAAGAAAUUAUUAAUCGUAUAUGAAAGUAUAAUAAAUAAAAGUAAAAAUGUAAUUUUUCUCCAAACCGAUUCCCCCUCAAAGACAAACUGAUAAAAAAAAAAAUGUAAUAUUAACAGCGCUAGAAAAAUCCAUCAAACACGGUGGAACAGACUAUACAAAUAAAACAUAUUUUACAUUUUCAUUAUUUUAUAUGUAGGUUUUUUGAGAGAAAUAAUCCAAUAUAAUGUUCUUUCAAUAGUAGAUGCCUACAUAGUUGAUUAUUUUAAAAGUUCCUAGGUUAAAACACAAGUACCUAAUUGACACCAUACUAAAAAAUUUCACUAGUUCCUAUAUAGUUCAAACAAUAAUUUAAAUUAUUCAUACAUUUUAAGGGUUGUCACGACUAGAUCUAACUAUUUGAGCAACGUUAACACAAAUCAAGCAUCAAAAUUUUCAAAAAUUGUAUGUGGCUCACUGAUAAUUUGUUUAUUAAUUAUUAAAAAGACUGAAAUACUUUGCACGUGGGUGGGCGAUUGUUGUACGUGAGAGUUUGGAAAGGUAGAGCGAAAAAUAAAUUUUUAUUUGUACUCAACGAUUAACCAUUGCUAACAAAAAUGAUUCUGAGCAGAGUUUGGUUAAUAGUGUUGCUUUGUUAACAAUAUGUAUGUCAUACUAUGUUAAAAUAAUUACUUGUACAUUAUAUAUUUUCUUUAAUAAUAUUUGUUAAAUAUUGUAUCUAAUUUCCUGGUUUUUCAUAUUUGCUGGAAAAACUCUUGAGAAAAUCAAAAAAUUGCCUUCUUUAAGUACCUCUCCUUCAAUCAAAUUUACUUUUAAAAACAUUGCUAUCAUUAUAAAUUGGAGCAAAAUUGGUUGUAAAAAAUUCUUCCAAAAAAAUUUUAAUAUUUUACUAAUAUAUUUAGUGCAUUUUCUUGUUUUUUUUUUCGGUUUUUCACAUUUAAUGAGAAAACUCUUGAGAAAAUCAAGAAAUGGCCUCCUUAAAGUACUUCCCCACAUCGACUAUUUUUCUUAAAAGACGCUACACAUAAAAAUUAGAGCAGAUUAUCUAGUAGAAAAGUUGUCCACAGAAAAAAAAAAAUAAAUAAACAUCUUUGUAAAACCAUAAGCUUCUUUGCUCCACUCAGAAUCUAAAAUGAUCAUGCAUAUAAAUAUCAUACAAAUGUUAAUAAAUAUUAGGUAAUUAACAAAGAUAAUAUACUAUGUAUACUAGUAUACAAAUAUACUAUGAGCAUAUAAUAGUAUUUUAAAAAUUUUAAAUUAAGUUUAUCAAUUUUAUUUAUAACCAGUCGUUCUGCCCGGCUUUGCCCAUGCAAUAAAUGCUUAUCUUUGUGUUAGGUUAGGUUACUAUAGACAAAUAAAAAAAAAAUAAUCUGCGUUUUAGGAAUGAAAAAUACUUAUAAAUUAUUAUUUUGUAUCUCGUCCAACCUACUGUGCAGUUUAGGUUUACUACUUCUACUGGUCAGAUUAAGGAUUUAAAUAGUUUAAAACCUUCUUUGGACAAUGUGCAUCAUUUUGCGAAAAACCAUGUAAAAAUUGGUCAAAUAGUUUCAGAUAUCGCCUUUCUGUUUUCUCUCUUGAGUAUUUCUUCAAAUAAAUUUAAACAAUAAAUGUUUUUAUUACUAAUUCAAUUAAUUGUCUAUUCUAUGGUUCUGUAAUAUAUGUUUUGGAAAACAAAAAAAAAAUUGUUUUAUACAAUUAUAAAAAAUUAUGCUUAUUUAAUGAUAUCUUAAAUUGUAUUGUUAAAACUAUUUAUAUUUUAAUGAAAUAAUAAACAAUUAUUAUAUCCUUAUUAAAUUAAUUGGCUACCUAUUUUAAAAUAUAUGCAAUUAGAACAUAGCACACGCAUUAUAAUAAAACUUUUGAGACUAUAUAUAAAUUAUUUUAGUUCGAAAUUGUAUCUUGUAUUUAUAUUUUUAAAUAUGACACAAAUAUACUUGCUUGCAAUUUGUAUAUUUCAGAAUGCAAAAAUACAGAAUUAUAUUUCAUUAAGAAAUAUGGAAAUUAAUUUUGCUUUAUUUUCUACAUUAUACAUGUAUUUAUAUGCCUAUGAAAUAGUAAAAUUAAUACCUUAUGUAGGAAAUAAUCAACAUAGAGGUACCACAUCAAAUCCAAAGGAAUUUGCAAUUGAUGAUUUAAUCAUACCUCAUCCAGCCCCGGAAGAGCUUAUUCGAGUUCAAGUAAAUAUCUAUGAAAUAUAUUUGUAUUACUAUAACAUUCCAAAGAAAAUACCCUAUGCAAUGCAAUCUAAAUUAAUUUGUGUUAAGGAGCUUGUUCAUAUAUUUUAUCUUCUUUUUUGCCUUAACCCCUUCCAUUUGAUCCAAUCUCCUACCUUGUAUAUACGGACUGUUCUUAUAUCAUUUUCAAUCCAACCAUCUCUUUUUCAGUCUUUUUCUUCUACUCAUUCUUCCUACGUUUAUUUUCAUUACAGUUUUUACUGUUUCUAAUCUGAUUUAUAAUUCUUCUCUCCUGAUGACAUGCCCAAACCAUCUUAGUCUAUUUUGUCUACAAUCUAAGACACACCUAAGCUACAUCUUAUGUACCUAACCUCAUCCUAUUUUUUCUCCUCGCUUCACUCAUCCUCUAAGCAUUCUUAUCUCUGCUACACUUAUUCUCUGUUCAUUUUUCUGUCUUCCGCCAACACUGAACAAUACAACAUAGUCAGUCUCACUAUACUGUUUUAGAAAUUAUCUUAAGUCUCAUUUGAAGUCUCUUUCAUAUAAAAACACUUGAUAUUUCUAUCCACUAUUAAACAAUACUUAAUCCUAUAUUUCACAUUCUUAUCAAAGUUACUGUUUUGUUGCACAAGAAAUCCUAAUUACUAAAAUGACCUAAAACUCUCAACCUUGCCUAUAAUUGUCACCACUUAUUUUCGUUAGCUGUCUUGUUCUGUUAUUCCUAACUCAUACUCUAUAUAGUCCGGUUUACUUCUAUUUAUCUUUAGUUUCUUUCCUUUAAAUGCUACUCCAUUCAUCAAGCCCAUUGCUAAUCUCUUCUAGAUUUUCUCCUAUUAAAGCUAUAUCAUCUGCAAAUAUCUUGCACCAUGGUAUCUCCCCUUACCUGCUGUCUUCGCACACUGUCCCUGAAAUGGGACAAUCUACCCAAGUCUUGUUAGAACUCCUUAUACUGUUUCACAGAAUUUCACAUCAGCUGUCAGCUGAUACAAUCCUAUUCGUCACCAUUUAGGUACUAUGGAAGUAAUUAAUUAUGAGCUAUAAUAAUAUUAUUAUUGAUAUACCUAAGAAAACAUUGUGUUUUUAGACUCCACCUCAAAAAAUUACCAUGUCAAGACACUAUUUCCCAUCAGUAUUGGACAACUUUGAAAACCCAGUACAGACUUCUGAAGAAACUGUUUUGCCCCCUACAGCAAAUACUGAAGUUGUGCCGAUUCCGAACAAUGUGCAGCAAAUUGAUCAAAAGUAUAAACAUUAGUUUUAUAUUUAAAAUAAAUAAUUAGAAAGUUUUACCUUAAGUGCUAGAGUACAGAAAAUUAGCAAUUUAGAUCAUAAAAAUUUAUUGGCCAUUCCCAAAUAAUUGAGUUGAAGUUGAAGGAGAAGAAGAGGUAUCAUAUAAAUUUGUAUCACCAGCUAUAAACAUAUGUUUUGUUUUUUUUAAUCGAAUCUGACAUUUGUAUUAUGAUCAAUCUACGGGUCUUGCCAUGUAUCUCACUGGAUAUGCUCUAUUAUGACUGAUAUCCAAAUAUUUUAUACAUAAAACAACAUUGAUUUUCAUUAGGUAGUAUUGUUGUAUAAUUGAUUUUGUUUUUUUCUUUUGUUUUUCAGUGUAAGUUUCUUUAAUACGAGUGUUAGCGAACCAAUGACAUUAUCUGAUGAAGUGGCUCACUUACGCCAACAGAUGGGCCGUGUAUCGCGCAGAGUAAUCGAAUUAGAACACACUGUUUCACUGCCUUUCUAUGUCAGAGAAAAAAAAUUAAUCAUCACAAUUUUUUGCGGUUAUCUGAUAUUGAAAUUGACAUCAUGGUUGACUAGGCAUCAUUAGCAUUUAGUUGAAUAAUUGAAACAUAUGUCCCCAUAAAUGCCAUACUGACAUUAUUAUGUUAUUUCUAUUAUUUGUAUAUUAAUGUACCGUAAUAAUUGAAUGAUUUUUAAUUAAUGUUCCCAUAAUUAUUAGAUAGUUGUAAUUUGUUAAAACAAAUUGUUUCCUAUGUAAACAUAUUUAAACAGCAUUUUAAAAUGACUCAAUACAAUGUAGUAAUAUUUUUAUAUACAUGCACUAAAAUGAUCCACAAAAAGUCCUCAACAAUUACUAUAAUAUAGUAUGUAAUUAGAAGUAAAAUUUUAAUUAUUGUUAUUAUUCUCUUAAAUAAUUUUUGCAUUCAUAAUAUAUAUGUAUAUAACUAUAUAUACUAUAUAUACUACUAAUUGCUAUUAUAUUAAAAAUAUUACUGCAUGACUAUUGAGUAAUUUUUUUUCUAUAGAUUUGUGAGUAUGCCUCAUUUUAUGAUGAUUAUUAUUUAUUUUUUUUUUUAUGACUUAAUCAUUUUAAUUUCUCACUUUAGUAUGCGAACAUUAAUAUUACAAUAUGAAUACCAAAUUUUUAUUAUUUUUGUUCUAAUAAAACAAAAUUAUCUUUUAAACUAUUAUUGACAUUAUUAAAAUUUAGCAUACAAUAGUUAAUAUAACAUUAACACGUCAAUCAACAUUAUUAUUGAUUCUUUGUUGAGUAAACCUUUUGAAUAAACAUUAACUUGACGCCUU